UUUUUGGUGCAAUACUUCCAGAUUCUAAUCUUCCUGGAGGACUGAUAAGGUCGGUGACUCGGUAUAAUUAAUUGGUUCUGUUGACCCGGCCAUUCAAUUUAAAUUUCUGAUUGGGACUGUGGGAGAUUACUGCAAUUAUUUAGGUUUACGAAAAGCUUUAAAUAACAUUUUUGUUUGAAUUGGUCGCUGGAAGAAUAAAUCAGGGGACAUGAAAGUCACGAACUCCCUUUAUUUUUUGGUUUAAACAAAAAUCAACUACUUAAUAAGCUCCAAGCUGUGAUUGAAAGCCACAACGCAAUCGUACAAGACGGCCGUAGCUCCGAAAAUGAAGAAAGCGUCUUCUCCCCAUCCCCCUUACACGAACCCAACAAAACAGGUCUCUAAUCUCCAAUAUGAACUAAGCAAGCGCCCUAGCAAAAAUCGUUCUGUCUUGAGCUAUGUCAAAACUGCAUUCAAAAGAGUGGUUGGAGCCUUUACAAUUUUGCUUCCCAGGAAAAGCAAGGCCGACGACAUUGUAAAUGAUGCAGGCAAAAGCAACAAGCAAGUCGGAGGGAUAUCCUUUUCAACUGAUCUUUCAACAGGAAGUAAGAGUUCAUCGGUAUUCAAGUCCUCUAGUACCCAUGGAUCUUCCAGUGCCACAAGUGGAAUGGUUGGGGAAGGUGGUUUCUCCAUUCAAGAGAUUUUUAAGAUGACCGAUAAUUUCUCGCCUGCAAAUAAGAUUGGAGACGGUAGCUUUUCUACCGUAUACAAGGGGAGGCUCAGGGAUGGAUCUUUUGUUGCAGUGAAGCGUGCUCAAAAGAACACAUAUGACAAGCGUUUGUUACUGGAGUUCCAGAAUGAAGCAAUUACCCUGUCCAAGAUUGAACAUCUGAAUUUGGUGAGAUUUUAUGGAUACGUGGAGCAAGGAGAUGAGCGAAUCCUUGUGGUUGAAUAUGUUGGCAAUGGAAAUCUUCGAGAACAUCUGGAUGGUAAGAAAGGAAGUAUACUUGAAAUUGCUGAACGGCUAGAUAUUGCGAUUGAUGUGGCUCAUGCAGUCACUUAUCUUCACACGUAUACAGAUCCUCCAAUAAUCCACAGAGACAUAAAAGCAUCGAAUGUUCUCAUCACAGAGAAACUCCGAGCCAAAGUGGCAGACUUUGGGUUUGCGAGAUUGACCACAGAAGGUUCUGAUGCUACUCACAUUUCUACUCAAGUCAAAGGAACAACAGGCUACUUGGAUCCUGAAUACUUGAGGACAUAUCAACUCACUGAAAAGAGUGAUGUCUACUCUUUCGGUGUGCUUCUUGUUGAACUGAUGACAGGAAGACACCCGAUUGAACAAAAGAGAUCGUUAAAAGAGAGAGUCACCAUAAAAUGGGCAAUGCAGAGUUUGAAAGGAGGAGAUGCCAUUUUUGUCAUGGAUCCAUUACUAAGGAGGAGUCCUGGAUCAACCAUGGCAAUGGAGAAGGUGCUUAAAUUAGCACGCCACUGCCUAGCACCUUCAAAACAAUCAAGGCCUUCCAUGAAGGACUGCAGUGAAGUGCUAUGGGGAAUUCGAAAAGACUUGAGAGCAAGUGGUCCAUCUUCUUCUGCUUUCAUUUCUCACCAAUCUGCAGACUUUCCUCGGAGAAAUGAAAAAAAGAGUCGAGAAGCAGCAUUUGGUAUUGAAGAUGGUGGGGGCUAUAAAUUCAUUUCUGCAUGAAGCGGUAAUUUAUGGGAUUUGCUUGUCGAUUCUCUUCUGUAAAUUUCCCGUGAGGAAAAAAGAGAACCCGAAUCCUACGCAUAAUAUUCAUGCUGAUAGCCGAUAGGCAUGAAAUAUAGAUGAACCUUUUUUUUCCCCCCUGAAAAGGAACCGCCAAGACCUCUUGUGGGAGAGGGACAUGAGUGUCAGUUAAGCCGUGUUAAGUGGAUGGUCUCUCCACGUCGGAUACCCCAUAGUAAUAUUUAACAGGUUGUAUAGAAUCCAAAUGAGUGGUUGUGCCUUUGACAUUUGCAAUCUCUUUGGCAUCAGUAACCUCACUGUAAGCUAAUUUUGUUUAAUUGUUAUUCUAACAGAAGUACUGAAAGACAUCUCAAA
Populus trichocarpa (black cottonwood) is the source of this 2056-nucleotide messenger RNA. Its product is annotated as calmodulin-binding receptor-like cytoplasmic kinase 1. Gene Ontology annotation, cellular component: membrane. NCBI's taxonomy places the organism in Eukaryota, Viridiplantae, Streptophyta, Magnoliopsida, Malpighiales, Salicaceae. Gene Ontology annotation, biological process: protein phosphorylation. The coding region runs from base 326 to 1681 and encodes 451 amino acids. The record is from RefSeq and is a predicted model, not a curated record. Gene Ontology annotation, molecular function: ATP binding; protein kinase activity. The transcript is spliced from 6 exons.